Messenger RNA from Physella acuta, 5965 nucleotides. RefSeq lists its product as uncharacterized. Gene Ontology annotation, molecular function: DNA binding; DNA-binding transcription factor activity, RNA polymerase II-specific. Gene Ontology annotation, biological process: regulation of transcription by RNA polymerase II. The record is from RefSeq and is a predicted model, not a curated record. Lineage: Eukaryota; Metazoa; Mollusca; Gastropoda; Physidae. Gene Ontology annotation, cellular component: nucleus.
CGGAGUGUGACACACUGAGGACACGGAUGGUAGGGGUGGCGGCCUACACGCUCCCAGCCCGGAGAAUGUCAAAGUGUAACCGAUAUCUCGGGUGUCACAGGCCUGUCACUCGCCGGCUGACAUGUGACUGGCACUUGUUCUUUUGAGCGGAACCAGGAAUUUUUGUGUUUGUUUGUUGGGGGACGGUGAAGUUCAUCCAAUGCUCUGCUACUGUGUUUGUUUAAAGUCGCGAGACACCGAAGUUGAUGUGCUACUGAUGUUGUGUUUGUUGAAAUUUGCGAGACAAGGAAUUUGAUCUACUACUGACGUCGUUUGUUUAAAGUUGCGAGACACCGAAGUUGGUCUGCAACUGAGGUUGUGUUUGUUGAAAUUUGCGAGACAAGGAAUUUGAUCUGCUACUGAUGUUGUUUGUUUAAAGUUGUAGACACGGAAGUUAUUAUGCUACUGAUAUCGUGCUUGUUGAAAUGUGCGAGACACGGAAUAUGAUCCGCUGUUGAAGUUGUGCUUUUUAAAAUAUGCGAGACACAGAAGUUAUAUGCUACUAAUACUGUUUGCUGAAAUUUCGAGACAAGCAAUUUGAUCUGCUACUGAUGGUGUUUGCUGUGUUCUUGAUAUGGAAAGCUCCUGGAUUAACUUGUGGCGACAUGGAUAGUUGAUUGUAACCAGGCUCUCCGCACCUGCUGGUACAGAAAGGAUUUUUAUCAACAAGGACUAAAUGCACGCUGGAACUCGCGUCUUACUAUGAACCUGUGGCCUAUCAAAAUGACACGACGAAAACAAAACGCACCAAAGAGGCUGAAGAGUACUGCCAAAGCAGGAGGUGACGUGACCAAUGAGACGUUGGCAGACACAAGUCAUGUGACCUCGGACAGCGGGGCUGACGAGGGUGAAGAGGAUGGAGAGACAACUUCCGAUGAAGAAAACACAGAAGACAAGGCCGGUAAUUCUGAUAGGGCCAGUAGCAGAACGCCAGACUCUAUCGUGAACUCUGACCUCCCUAGAGAGGCAGCAGAGACUGCAGACAAGAAAAACGAUGAGCCUCAAGGGGAAGUAAGCACAGGCAAGAAGCGCGAGAAACAAGGGAGAGGACGCUCUCAACUGGAAGAAAGAGUUCCUUGGACACCCCACCUCCCCAUGUCCACGCCGAGUGCAGGCAGCAAUGCGAACAAGUUCAAAUACUCUUCCAAAAUCUCAACCCCACUUCUCUCCCCUUCUCAAAGGCUGAGUCUGCCAAUUCUGGAUCAACAAAUGGCACUUGUGAUGUCCACCAUGCCCCUGGCACUCUUGUCCAGGGGCAAGAACUCUUCCAGCCCUCUCGACUCCAGCUUGAGUUACUUCCCCGUGGCUAGCUCUCACCACACAGAGGAGCAGCCGCUGGAUUUGUCCACCAAAACUGAGAAGAGCUCUCCACCUUUGGAUAAACCACACCUCCAUGAUCCACCAAAACUCCACGAUCCACCGAGAUCCAAUUCUUCAAAUACCUCAAAUGGAAUUUCUAGUCUCCAGAGCCUGCAGCAAAGAUUUGGCGGAGACUUUCCGCUCGAGCUGUCGCAAAAACCCGGCCCUGCGGUCAUACCCCUGCAGUCCAGCCUGUCACACAAAGCAAACACCACACCGCAUACCUCAACCUCCAUCAGUGACUCUUUGCUGCGGGCAUCUGCUGCUAAAUCUAAAAAUAACUGCAGGUCUGAUUGGCUAGAGCGACAGGAACUCCUGUGUUCUCGACUCGCCGCUUCACCGCCCUCAUCCAAGGGGGACAACUCCAGACAGUCUUCUCCUUCACUGGUGGACGAGCCAGGCUCUGAUGCCAAGCACACAAUCCAUCGCUGCUCCUGUCAGAAAACUUUCAACACGCUCUACGCCCUCAGUCUGCAUCUGCAGGAGACAGGCCACGCCCCGGGGUCAAGUAAAGCUGCAUCCCUAAUGGACUACCCCAAGCUGGUGCGGGGUCAGGACAUGUGGUUGAACCAGGAGUCAGAACAAACCCGCCGGAUACUGCGGUGCAUGCAGUGUGGGGAGUCCUUCAAGUCCCUGCCCCUGCUCACCGUCCACAUGAUGCAGACCCAGCAUUACACAAAGAUCGUCAGCUCGGACCACGGUCGACGGUCGCACAAAUGUUCGACCUACUGCGACAGGGAGCUGGACAAGGAGUGUAUUUUUAAGUGCAAGGUGUGUCACGAGGCUUUCCCGGACAUGGAGGGGCUGGCCAAUCACAUGAUCAUCUCCGGCCACCACAAGAAACAAUCCUCCCGUCAAAACCAGCUGACCAGCGCCUCAAUGUUUGCUGAGGUAGCCGGCGGCCUGGCGUCUAUAGCCAGACAAGGCAGGAGGAAGAGAUACCUGCCCGACGAUGCCGCUCUACUCAGUAGCGCCAGCUCGUCCACAGUGGCCUCCCUGCUGGAGUACAGGCGCAAGCAGGCCUGCGCUAACGGAGACCUGAACGGAUUUCAUCCUGACCAAAAGGGUAGCCCUCAGGCCAGGUCCCCGGACGCCCGGCCAGCCAAGUUAGUUCUUUGUGAUAGCUGCGGCAAGAGAGUGGACAUUCAGGACUUUGACAGCCAUGUCCGAGCGUGUCUCAAACAAAGGGCUGAGGUUAUCGACGCCCUCAAGCUAAAGCUAGCAGCCGAGGAAGCCAUCUUGUCUAGAUCUGAGAGCAAACUUCUACGGUCUGGCUUUAGCCUGUCCUCGGUGCCACGCUUGCAUGAAGACCUUUACCCAGUGCCCAGCUCUAGCAGUAAAGAAACCUUGCCUACACCCAGUGAGACGAAAUUCUCCGAGGAAAGAGCCCCGAGUGAUGAGAUUCACCCAGCAGUCAAAAGUGAGCUGCCGUCUCCGGACAGGAACGUACAACCCAGCCCAGUAGCUCAGCUUUCAGACAACAGCCCACAAACUGCCAAAAUAUGUGAUCUGGUGGAAGUGCCAUUAAAGAAGUGGUAUUGUUCGAGUGAGCCCACGAGCCAGCAAGAGCCCACAGAAGAGGAGCCAGACAGCAACAAGCACCAACAGAAACCUCAGCCUGUGGACAGCAGCAAACACCAGGAGAAGCCCCAGCCUGUGGUAAAGAAGGAAGAGCCACCAGCAGAAGACAGGAGAACUCCCAGCCCACUGUGUCCGAGGAAAAGAAAACUCUCCAGCUCUAACCAAGAGAAAACACCCGCAGAUUCCCAUCAGAGGUGUGACACCAACCUGGUCACAGACACGUUUGACGAGUCCCUGGACUUCCAGUCCUCGGCUCUACACAAGCUGGACAUGUUCUCGCGAGGGCUCAGGUUCUCCCCGCCCAGACGGAACCUCUCGCCCGAGCCCAAGCUACCCACACACACAGCCCAGCGGGCCAGCAGAAAGAAAGAGUCCAGCACAUCUGGGAACAGAAAAGAAUUCUCCAAAUCCCCAGCGCCCAUUUCACCAGCAUCCUCACAUUUAAAAACAGACUCGCCGGAAACCCCCAAGAAAGAAGUGACGUUCGACAUCAUUGACCCGAACGCUGUUGCCGAUCACAGUGAGACGAAGUCUUCAGCUCUUGAAGCGAUGGAGUCUUUUAUCCAGAAGAGUUUCAGUGCCAAAUCUGACCUGCGCACUUCCAACCUGGCUUCGAUGUUCAGCCCGUUCAGGAAUUGCUUCCCUCUCCCAGGGACUUUACCAGGGCAGGGUGGGGUCCUACCUGAUGUCACCGACCCAGCCAUGUCCCACUUUGCCAAAUUUUCAAAGUUUUUUCGAAUGGUUCCAGGUGUGUCAUCGUUUCCAGACGUCAGCCCACCUGUCCUGCACGAAGGACUUUUAUCUACCUCAGCGCCCGUCGACCAAAAAAAGUCUGCCGCUCUAGAUAAGGCAGCUUUUUACGCCAAAAAAAUGCCAAACAAAUCCUGCAGUACUUCCUCUAUGCCAUCUGCCAUCAAAGUUCCAGUGGUCAAGCUCCCCCAGGACUCCCCGCUUCACAGCCCCCACGAUAUCUCAGCGGUCAAGAGGUUAUCGGAAAAUGUCAGUGCUAAAAAAUACAAAUACAGCACAAUGAUUUGCAAUGAUGUCUCCAAUGUGUCUGCUAAGCAAAAAUCUGGCAAAUUGACUGGCACAGGAAGUGCUUACAAAAACAUGUCAGAUUUUUCUAAAGAAGAAUUGAGAUUGCCGUCAUCUUCUGAGUGGGAAAGAUUAAGGGAAGAGAUGCUGAAAAAAAGGAAAACUAAUUCAGAGGAAGAAGACUCCUCAAGCGAUCCCAAAAAAGUUAACAUAAAAGAAGAAAAAGUUGAUGCAAUCAGCAAUGUGAAGGUCAAAGUUGAGCAGUGUUCAGAUGAUGAAAUUGAUGAUGGUAAUGACGACAGGUCUGAUCCUGAUGGGAAAAAAUUAUCAGCUGUUCAAACUGGAAAAACUUUUAUUGACAAUUUUCUUUUCACGCCAGGGCAACGUGGGGAUGAUGUCCCCUCCCCGGGACAUGUGCCUAAGAAUGCUGAUCCAAAAACCUCGUCUGGUCUUCCUCAGUCAAAAGAUGACAGACCAACACUAGAUGAGGGGUCCGACAGUAGGCAAACCACGGCCCAACCAGGUCACCGGAUUAAGGACGGUGACCGUCUAACCCCUAGGCUAAUGAAUGAACACACCGAUAGAAUAUCCCCACAGUUUCUCGAAACUAAAGACCAAUCUGGCAACCUUGACCAGGAAAAUUUUGGCUCAAAACGUGCCAGUAGUUCCAGCAAAUCUCAGAUGAAAUCGUGUAACUCUUCUAUAGAGGAGGGCAGUAUCGCUGGUGGGGAGAACCUAAACAAUAGUAGCCCCAGCUUCAGCAAAGAAAGUGAGAGGUCAGAGGAAGUUUUAAACACCAAAGUUAAAAUCAAGUGUGAAGUGGAAAAUGACGAAGUGGAGUUCGAUAAAAAAUGUUUAAAAAGUCCAGGACAAUCUAAAAACGAGGCAGAAGCUGCCAGUGUGCAGGAGAAUGAUGUCAAGCCAGUGCUGACGGCUGUCAAUCAUGAGGACUCGUGUGGGGGAGAGGAGGAGGAAAUGGAGAUGGGUGAGAUCACCAAAAAACACAGCCAUUCGUUUGGUGCCAGUUUCAAUGGCCGGGCUGCUGAUGGGAGGAAGAGUGGACGGUUAAAAUCUGGGUCACCGGCUGGUGGUGGUGGUGAUAGGAGGAGGUCAAGGUCACCUCUGCUUGGUGGUCACAAGAGAAGAUCAAGGACGCCCGAUGGCGGUGCCAAGCGGUCAAGGUCUCCCGCAGGUGGUCGUGACAAGAGAUCACCAGCCCCCUCCCCUGCCAGGUCGGCUUCAGAAAGAAACGGUCAUUCAGAGAGUCCGUCUGAACAAAAGCAGAAGAGGUCAGCUCUAGAUUCACUGAGCUCUUUUGUUUACAGCCAGCCACUGACCAGUGAGCAUCCCCUGGACAGUCUCCAGAGGCUCUUGUCCACCAAUGACCUGACCCACCUCCAGCACGACCCCCACAAACACCUGGCCUCAGCCUCUUACAAAUGCCUGACCCCUGACCUCUCCACCCCCUUGAACCUGACAAUGAAAGGGUCUGGUGUGGCCAGUGGGGGGUGCAGCAGUGAUGACAAUGAUGAGGGUGAUUCCAAUCUGGCAGAAGGUGGGGCCAGUGAAGGGGAGGUCAGCGAGUACAAAUGUGCAGCCUGCAACAGAAGGUUCGCCUCCAAGGGAUCCUACCGCUACCACCUUAGUCGCUGCCAUCUGUCUAGUGUCAAAAAAUUUGGCAUCAAAGAGGCUUUUAACAUGAGCCCUUACGUCUACUUGCCACUGGACCACACCGCCAAAUUCUCUAAAUAUUACCAAAUGGCACAUGAACUUGCCAAUAAAGGAAAGUGAAACAAUAUUUUGUGAAAUCUUUAACCAAGCAAAUAGCACUGCCAAAUCAUUACUCUAUGAUGUACUCAUAGAAUAUUUCCAUCACUAGAUGCAUGUACAGUACUGUUGUGAAAGUUUUAUUUUGUGUGGACUGUUCUGGUCUUACAUAGCCUAUCCAAUU